AUGGCUUCGCCAGCUCUUGAAGGAUCUCAAGAUGUCCCGCCGCCGCAGCAGCAGCAGUCUGGCAAUGACAUCUCGCGCGCAAACUCUACAUCCGCUGCAGAGGCGGCCGUAUCCCAAUUGCUGGGCAUGACGGGCGAGAAUAUCGGCGGCGACGACGACAACAACAACAACAACAACAACAACAACAACAACAACAACAACAACGGCAGCAGCAGCAGCAACAACAACGGAGAGGAAAACGACAACAAUGGCAUCGGUAGCAGCGCAGAUGAUGCUACCUCGCAAGAACAGAGGUAUGCUGGCAGCCAGUCGGCUGCCGUGGCCGUAGCUGCCGCCGCCUCUGCAGUUGCCAUCGAGUCGACGACCGACGGCGGCGGCGAUAGCAGAGACCGACCCGCUGCUGAUAAUGAUACUGCGACGACGAUAAACAACCACGCGCCGCCACUCGAACCCCAGCAUGCAAUGUCGCAGCCGCCGACACAUACUUACAGCGGUGCUACGCCUGCUGCUACGGCUGGAGGAAAUGGAAAUGGUCUGCCCACCUGCCAGAAUUGUAGUACCUCGACUACACCACUAUGGCGACGCGACGAGUACGGCUCGGUGCUGUGCAAUGCCUGCGGCCUGUUUCUCAAGCUGCACGGCCGUCCGCGUCCCAUAUCGCUGAAGACCGACGUUAUCAAGAGUCGCAACCGUGUAAAAACGAUGCGCCCUGACAUGAUGACGAAGAAGAAGAACGCAGCUGCAUCGCAAAACAACCAGACUAUGCGUAAGCAUUCCGGUGGCAACCCAGAUGGACCGCACGACUCGCCCGUUUCCCGCACGGGGACACCAUCCAUGUACACCCACCCACUGCCGGCCUUCAUGAUGGACGACCCCUACUCAUCGGCGGUGGGGGGGUACGGCGGGGCUAACGGUGACGGGUCCGGGUCCCCGAUGAACGGAGACAGCCCGCAGACACACGAGCAGCUCAUCGCCGCCAACUCCAGCCUCAAGACACGGGUGCGCGAGCUCGAGCUCAUCAACGAGCUGUUCAGGGGUCGGCUCGCCCAGCUCGAGCAGCAGGAGGCGGCCGCCCGCCACGGUAGCGAGAUGGCGUCGGUGGAGCAGACGCAGCUGCGCUCCCAGCUCGACGCCAGCCAGAUCAAGGAGAAGCAGUUGGACGCACAGCUGAGCGACUCGCACCGCAGGGAGAACAGUCUCAAGCGGAGGCUUGACGAGCUAGAGGUCGAGCUCAAGGAUGUGAAGGAGGCCAAUGCGGUCGCCGUGGCCGCCGCCGCCGCCGCCGCCGCCGCCGCUGCCACCGCUGCAACACCGGUCGAGGACGAGCCGGGUCGGUCAGCCAAGAGGGCACGCGUGCAUGACGUGGAAGACGAAGAGCCCCAGACGACGACGUCGCAAUCACCCGUGGAAGAGGAGAAUCCCGAAAGAAAUACCAAGAUGGAAGCUAUAGAGACGGCUUAG
This is a messenger RNA of Geosmithia morbida, 1461 nucleotides long. RefSeq lists its product as uncharacterized. The record is from RefSeq and is a predicted model, not a curated record. Gene Ontology annotation, molecular function: DNA-binding transcription factor activity, RNA polymerase II-specific; zinc ion binding; RNA polymerase II cis-regulatory region sequence-specific DNA binding. NCBI's taxonomy places the organism in Eukaryota, Fungi, Ascomycota, Sordariomycetes, Hypocreales, Bionectriaceae. The coding region runs from base 1 to 1461 and encodes 486 amino acids. Gene Ontology annotation, biological process: positive regulation of transcription by RNA polymerase II; negative regulation of transcription by RNA polymerase II. The transcript is spliced from 3 exons.